Doryrhamphus excisus (bluestripe pipefish) is the source of this 6004-nucleotide messenger RNA. RefSeq names its product junctional cadherin 5 associated b (gene jcadb). NCBI's taxonomy places the organism in Eukaryota, Metazoa, Chordata, Actinopteri, Syngnathiformes, Syngnathidae. Gene Ontology annotation, cellular component: ruffle membrane; adherens junction. Gene Ontology annotation, biological process: positive regulation of blood vessel endothelial cell proliferation involved in sprouting angiogenesis. The record is from RefSeq and is a predicted model, not a curated record.
GGAGCCCAGUCCGAGGCAGCCAGCAACCGGCGCGUCCCCGCCUACCAAUAGGCAUGCUCGGCUCAAGCUCGGCGCCGUGUGCCGUGCUCUCCCGCUAUGAGCAGCAGCAACCGCAGCGGCCGCGCCACGCUUCUUGCCAGUGAUGGCCUGUGCUGAGCAGCACCGCUCAUAAGGCAACACACCCCCCCACCUUUGCCCUCCCGCCCCAGACGUGAGCCACCAUGUACAGCGUGGAGGAUCUGCUCAUCUCGCACGGAUACAAGCUGCCCAGGAGCGGCCCCCCGUCGGCCACGCCUUACGACAAGCGGCCCGCAGAUUGCCAGCGCGAGUUGCUCGACAACAGGACGGCGGGCCGGGGGGCGCUGAACGGCUACGAGGCGGAGCGCGGGGCCUCGGUGGCCGGCGGGUUGUACAGCAGCAGGCCGGCCCCGCUGAAGGGUUACCACGGCGUGGACAACGAGGGCGGCGACAGGAGGAGGAAGGAAGGCUGCGUCGGUAUCCUAGGCGACGCUCAGCCCCUGGGUGAUUCUCUGGCUACAGAUAGUGGUUUCUACGAUGUUCCAAGUUUGACGUACUCAGAGCCGCUAAGUCACGAUGAGCGGGAUAUUUCGUACUGGCGGAGGCGCGGCCAAGACUUCAGCAUUCUCCUGGACUAUGCCGACGGCAGGGAGCUUAGAGCUUCUGCAGGCGCAUGGAGACCACAAGCCCUCAUAGCAGCUGAGGAACUCAGGGCAGAGAGGCAAGCGCAGCAGCUGUGGGAGGAAAUUUCUUGGCUGAGGGACCAAGACGCCCCCGGUCAGCUGAGGGUGACCGGGGAGCGGAAGUGUCAGAGUCUCGGUACAGAAGAGUGGAGGCCUGCCGUGGGACUGGGGAGGCAGCUGUCGGACGGGGAUGGGGAGAGGUGGACUCAAGACCACUAUCGCCUGAGGACACCUGAGGGUUUUUUUCACCCUCGAACAAAAGCAAAGUCUCAGUCGCUCCCGAGAGUUUUGUCGCCCGAUGGGACACACAGGAGAGAGCUUAUUCUAUCCAGACCAAGCCUACCGGACAGACCACCAAGGCUUAACAGCACUGUUUUCUCUGGGCCCUAUAGUCGAUAUAUAUAUAGUGGUGCUGUUGGCAGGGACCGGUGGGGCAGGAACGCUGGGCCAAGCAGCCAUGUUGCACUUUUACCAAAGCCCAGGUUCAGCAGGCCUUUAAAGCCGCCAUCAUACGAGAUUCACCAGCAGACUAGGGGUAGCGCAGAGAUGCUUGCUUUAGACCAGGGUCUUAAGUUGAAAGACAGGCCUAUCUAUUAUUCAAGGGGUGGGGAGCUGCGACACGACUAUUUUGCACAACAUUCUCUCACCGGUAUGGAGCCCCCCGGCUACAUCCCACCUCCUUCUUAUAAAAGAACCCUGCCCCCAAGAAGUCUUUCAAUAAAUCGCAAUGAAAUGGUCAGUUUCAGGUGGAGGGCAGACUCUUUGCAGCCCAGCUCAGAUCCUGGAAGGUGGCUAACGAGGCAGACAGGUGAUUCGUGGCUUGAACACUAUGGAGAUCGUGGGGCGUCCUAUCGAAAGCAGGUACCUUGCGGACACGAAGAGCAACCGAGUCAAGCUCGGCAACUAUCCGCAGAAGAACCUCGAGUGAAACAACUCUCUGGAGGGCCCGGUGGAAAUUCCCUAACUGACUCGGAUAAGAUCCGUAACAUCAACAAAGAGGUUCCGUCUGUUAAGAAUUUAGGACAAUCUACACUUGAUAGUGCCUUUCCUCCCCAGCAGGGGCAAGCUCUGAACACCGGUCGCAAAACGGCAACCCUUACUGAAAGUGACAGUAGUAUUCGAUGGUGCAACAGGGGACUGAACAAAAAAAGCGAGAGUGUCGGUCCAGAACAAAGUCGUAGUCAGUUUUUUCCUUCAUCUAUUCUGGGUAAACCACCGCCUCCCCCGUGCAAGCCUCCUGACCAGCCUGUCUCUGAAACUGCGACAGAAGUGAAGAAAAUCGAACAGUCUGAACCACCAGAGAAGGACAAGUCCAAGAAUCUAAAAAAGCGACUUAGUGAGACCAUUUUUUGUUUGGUUUCUGUCCCUGUGACACCUCAGCUCACUGGUACGAUCCGUGAUCAGAAUAACAACAAUGAGAAGUCACCAGACCCGGCUGACAGUCCCAGUGAAAACAAAACUGGCCAUUUAACGAACCAAAGUCUCCAAAGCACAUCAUCAGCCGAGGCAGAGUUGCAAGCACUCACUGGAAGCAUCGCGAGUAGCAAAACCAGCAGCCGAGCAAGCAGUAAAAUGUUCAAGAAAUUACCCUGUAGACCCCCUAAAAUAAACCACUACAAGGAGCUGAAAUUGUCAGGAUCCUGGCCUGCAAAUCAGUAUCGAGACCAAGAGACACAAACUAGCCCAGAGGCUGAAAAACCUGCCCCUGAAAACAAGGAAGCACAAAACGAUGCCACCCCUGCUACUACUGACGUCCCUGCUGACGGUGGCAGUGUAGUGGGCACUGGUUUCAGUUUUCCAAUAAAGGGAGUGAAGAGCCUGAAACUUUCAAGCAACAGCGCCUUCUCUCUAACCACCACCUUCUCCAACCAGCUGAACAAGAGCACAGCUCAGCCGCCGGCAGUGCCGUCCUCAGGAAACGUCGAGUCCAAACCAGCAGCAAGCAGCGGACAGGAGGUGUUUGAAGUUCCUGAGUUCCUGCUGAAACCGAUAGCCAGCCAGCGACCGUGGGAUGCCGUCAAAGAGCUGGAGGCCAUCCAGAAAGAAGUCGAGGAUCAGCAGCAGCAGCAGCAGCAACCAGUGAGCAGCAAACAGCCCAGUGUUGACAAGUGUAUUGAGGACCUCAACGAGGCCUACAAAGACAUCUUGGAACUAGGUGCUGCCAGCAAUAAAGUCCCUAGCGGUUCUGUUGAAAUCCCAGAGCGCAUCAAAAUCCGGCUGACAUCCCAGCCUCUCAACAAACCCAGCAGCCUUAGGCGGAGCGCAGUGAGCUGGUCUGUUGAUCCAGACUACAGGGAAGUCAAAAGCGCCUUCUCCAGGCCUGCAACAAAGUCGGUUACAUUCAGUAAGCAACUUCGUGAGGAGCUCCCUGUGCCACCUCGGGAGUCGGGUUUUCGAGAAUACAGGGUUGUUCCGCAUCUUUCGCGUAGACGUAGCAAUGACGGCAGGACGGUGAAACUGGACCUGCCGGAUGAACCCAUUGAGACACCACUUUGCGACUUCAGCCCGAUAACGCGCAACACAGCAGCAGAGGUUCCGUGGGCAGACAGGCAGCCCAUGCAAGAUGCCUCCACGCUCACGAGUCCUCCUGACUACGAGGACAUAUGUCAGACUUUGCGGCAUUCUCGGGAUUCAGGGGAAGCCAAUAAAGUCUCCGAAGAUCCUAACGACCAAGCUCUUCCACAAGACCUUGAUGCGGAGGAGGAGUGCCCUAUUUGCAAACGAGAAAUGGAGAACCAGUUGAGACAAGGACCGUUGCCUCCGCUCCACGAGGAGAACAGCUCAGAUAGUUCAGUCAAUCCAAACGGAAGUCCACCGCAGUGCGCUGCAGUGGAAAGUCCAUCGGAGAUUACGAGGAAUCAGGAAACACAGAACUCAAGUUCAAAUGUGACCGGGUCUGACUUGAGAAACGAUUCAAAGAAGCAGGACUCAUCAACACAAGACAAUUUGGAUGGGGUUGAAAAAACUGCAGAAAAUAUUGAUCAACCAAUAUUAGCGACUGGCGAGCUGGCAAAGGAACAGACCAUAUCAGAGGAGCGGCAGAAAGAAACAUUGGAAGGAAAAAUAUCGGAACUUAUGGAAGCUGAAGGUGAGGGUCAAACCAACGCAGUUUCAGACCCCAAACAGGAGCAAGACACGAAGCCAUUUGCUGUGCCGGAACAUAGACUUGUUCUAUGGACCCAUCCAGGCCGAGACCACCCAGGGCUGCCAGAGUUCCCACCUGAGAGACUACCACUUUCAGUCGUCCCAAAACUAGACCGCAGGCUGUCUCUUAGCUUGGAAGGGGAGAGGAACUGCAAGCCCCCCCCUGAUAGAAUUGAAGCUCUGCAGAAUAAGCUAGCUAUUUCUCCAGGCCGAGUAGCCGUGGAGCGUCUGGGCAGAAUGCGGGAGGUGGACGUCAUGUAUCGCAUGAGGCGCCUCAGCAUCAGGAGCACUGACUCUGGGGAGGGGGAGGCGGAUGGGGAGGAUUCCCAGGAUCUCCUCACUGCUUCUCAGAAUGAGGACAUCACCCAAUCUCAGCAGGACUCUGUGGAACCUGCAACGCAAGAUGACAAGUCUUCUCUCAGAACACCGUGACCCCCAACCCCCCAGCGGAGACAGUGUAGAAAGACUGCGUCCAUUGUGUCCAUCUUGAGGUUUAGCGCUGCAACACUGUGAACUGGCUGCCAAACUAGAAUGCCUUCAUCUCAUCUUGACACUGAAAUGGCCUUCUUGUCCGACGAGAGCAUUGUGUACACCCUCACCCUCGGCUUGACUUCUAAGAGUGCUGUUCCACUGCCAAAAGGGAGGUGCCCGCCCUGAACCCCCCAUCCCCGUCAUUUACCUCCCGUUUAUCAAGCUUUGAUGAGUCCUCUUGUAGCGACCUCUUCUCUUCCCGAUGCUUUUUUCUCAUUGGCAGACAUUAUGCAAACUCAUCUUAGCAUAAGGCGAAUACACUCCUUGUUUACAGGCGAGCCGCGCAUUAUGAAUGUACGUAUUAUUUUGAGGGUUUUGUUAUUAUUUGCUGUAUUCAAAAAAUGACACCAAAAUAAACUGCGUGGUUGUGACUGUGGUGGUUUCAGAAUCGCCGUAUUCGGCUCGAGAACUGUUUCGAUUUUUCUUUUUAAAGAUAGCUCAGCCUUUUCUUUAACUCGUGACAUUUGGCUGCCUUUGUAAAAAAACAAAACAAAAAAAAAAAACAAGCUAAACGCGCGAUCGUCCGCCCACUGACUCGUUCCGCAGUGCGCCCGGUUGCCUUCUUUUCAGGUGAAGUCGGUCCUACCUGAUCUGUCCCCUCAAUCCCCCCAGCCCCAGCUCCCGUCCAGGUACCUUCAGGAAGCAAUAAAGGUUGACAACUCUAUCACACGCUAACGAGCGAUAGAGCAAUAUUGUUGUAUAAAUAAGAUGAGUGCUACCUGUGGGGAGUUGUUGUCUUAAUUUGUCAUGUGAUCAUCCUACAGGGACGUGGUGUCAGGGUAUUUGGGGUGCUGCUUUACUUCUUCUACAUGGUAUAGAUCUACGUUCAUGCAUUGCAGAGAUGACAUUUCGCUGAAUAUUUAUUUUUCAUGUCACUGUUGAUCCAUUUACAUAAUGUAUAAAAAAAGUCUAUUUUCAAUAUUUUAAAAAGUAUUUUGUAUUUUAGCCAUAAAGUUUUAUUUCUCCAUGCAAACUAAAGUAUCGCGUGUCAGUAGAUUCCAAAUCAUAUCCAGAGUAAAUUAAAUUUUCUAGCGCUUAAAAGAUCGAAAACACGUGUGAGCGGUUAGACGCCACGGCUUGCCUUCACCCCGACCACCAGGUGUCGAGGUUGUUUGUGACAUUUCUGGUCUUAGUUUGUGAUUCUAGUGUGUCGUGUGUCCUUGUCUCGUCUUCCAGCUCACAUGUUCAACGCUUCUGUUGUUGGCUAACAAAAAAAACAAAACAUGGCUAAUUGUUUUUUUUUGGUGUCAAUGCUGAGAGAUCAACGUUUACACCGCAGUCCACAGAAAAGCAUGUAUGGAAAAUAUUCGGAUUUUUCCCAGAUAAACGCCUCACAAAUUGAGGCUACAUGCUUUAAUAAUAAUAAUAAUGAUAAUAAUAAUACAUUUCAUUGAACAACUAUAGAGUUUUUGUUGUGUGAAUGCUGAGAAUCAAUAGCCUAUUCUAUUGUCAAAUAUUUGGCCCUUUCAAAAUAUCAAAAGACUACCUCAGUGAUGUCAUAAUGGCAUUGCUGCAGGAUCAUAGAAAUGCCACUAGGGGGCAUAUUAGUAUGGUAAAUGACUGUUCAAAUUUUGCAGCUUCUCUCUAUUAUGGAUUUUCAACAAUAUAUGAAUCAGUCAAUCGGACUG